Sebastes umbrosus (honeycomb rockfish) is the source of this 2573-nucleotide messenger RNA. RefSeq names its product prostaglandin D2 receptor 2. The record is from RefSeq and is a predicted model, not a curated record. Gene Ontology annotation, molecular function: complement receptor activity; G protein-coupled receptor activity. The transcript has 2 exons. The coding region runs from base 457 to 1827 and encodes 456 amino acids. Gene Ontology annotation, biological process: complement receptor mediated signaling pathway; positive regulation of cytosolic calcium ion concentration; inflammatory response. Lineage: Eukaryota; Metazoa; Chordata; Actinopteri; Perciformes; Sebastidae. Gene Ontology annotation, cellular component: plasma membrane.
AAUGACAUAUCAAAGAUAUCAUAUUUUAGUCCCUGUGUCGUUCUUGUAUGGGAUUUCCUAGGCCUCUCUAUUUCCCCCACAACCUACCUGUCUGCAUUUAAACCACAGUCAAAUUAGCAUCCACUCCUCCCUCAUUCAUCAGGUAUCUAGAGUGGAGCAAGGGGAGGUGUGUGUGUGUGUGUGUGUGUGUGUGUGUGUGUGUGUGUGUGUGUGUGCGUGUGUGUGUGUGUGUGUGUGUGUGUGUGUGUGUGUGUGUGUGGCAGGGUUUCAGUGGGUGUCUCCCUAACAGGAGAGCUGUAUAAAGUGACAGAACUGGAGGGAUGACUGUGUGCGACAGUAAAACAAAGGAACCGGACAGAACAGGAAAUUGUAACCUAACAUUUAGACUCUCUGCCUCCUAAAGUGCCUUGUCGACCUACUUUUUUCCAUGCGUUCCUGAUACUCUCACAGGCACCGAUGUCAAACAUCACCUCCAAUGACUCGGGGGUACCGCUGAUCUGUCCCCUGCUACAGAUGAUGAGGGAGGACAGAGUGAACAACAACACCAAGGCCAACAUGGUAGUGGUUUGCUUCCACGGCCUGGUCUCUUGCCUGGGGAUUUUGGAGAACGCCCUCAUCCUCUGGGUGGUGGGCUUCCGCCUGAAGCGCCGCACAGUGGCCUCUGUCUGGGUGCUCAACCUGGCCAUGUCUGACUUCCUGACAACUCUGACGCUGCCCCUUUUCACCUUGUACUUGAACUCCUCGCAUAGCUGGGAGCUCGGCGACAGGCUUUGCAAAGCGCAGGCGUCCAUCUUCUUCUUGAACAUGUUUGUGUCAGCCUUCCUGCUGGCUGCCAUUUCGGUGGACCGCUGCCUUCUGGCGGCCAAGCCGGUGUGGAGCCAGAAUCAUCGCUCAGUGGCAGGAGCGUGGAAGGUGUGUGCGUUGGGUUGGCUGUGGGCGGCAAUUAAUACAUUGCCUUACUUCCUGUUCCGCUCAGUGACUAAGAAAAUGGAUGAGAAGAAACUGUGCUAUCAUAAUUUUGCCUUGUAUUCCUCAUCUCAUGCCACUCUGGACAGAGAUUGCGAUGUGAGGCAGUCGGCAACUGCCAUCUCCAAGUUGCUACUGGCAUUCCUGUUCCCCCUGGUGGUGAUUGCAGGAAGCUACAUCCAAAUUGUUCUCAGCCUGAGGAAGAGGAGCAUGAGGAGGCAGCAGAGUGUUUGCAGGUUCACUAAUGCACUGAUUGUGAAGAAAGAUGGGCCAUCAGGAAUUCCAAAUACCCCUACAACCACAAAAAACUCCGGUCCAUCUUCAUCCCCUUCACGCACUAGAUUGUUCUCCACUUACCCUAGUCAAACCAAUCUCAGUCAACUGUCCCAGAGCUUCACAAGGAUGGUGACAUUUGUGAUUGCAGCAUUUGUACUGUGCUGGGCUCCCUAUCACAUCUUCUGCAUGAUCGAAGCGACAGCCUGGCGAAAAACUCUCGAACUGGUGGAGGUGGGGCUGCCCUUCGCCACAACCUUUGCAUUCUUGAACCCCGUGUUGAACCCCAUUCUGUACGCCUUCAGCAUUCCCGACUUCUGUGUGAGAAUACGACAGAGUCUGGGAGCAGUGUUUGAUGGACUGGUAGAGGAAAGAGGGGGGUUACUGACGGCGCCAAGGAAAACUUUAAGAGCCCAUAUUCAGCGGAGGAGCAGUCGAGAUGUGGGCCUUGCGACGCCAGGGUCACCAACGGGUUCAUCACCUGUAAACCAACCGCCCCUUCCACUGCCUUCGCCCUCUGAAGACCUCAAAGACACUCACAUGGAGCAUACAAGACAAGAAUCAGAAGAUGAGGCGGAGCAUAGCUGAGACACUGGAUUUGCCAUGCCAAUGCCGUUGGAACUAUUUGUAUUCUAAAAUGUUUCAAACUAAAUACUUCAGACCUGUUUGACACAUUUCAAUUUGAAUCUUAUUAACAUCACUUUGUUUUGCCCUGAUAUUCCAGGGGCUUUGUAAUCAGAUAUCGCUUUAGCUUGGCUGGCUUCAUGGCUUCGUUUGCUACCACCUGAAGACACAUGACGCCUUUUUGGCCCUACCGUCGCUGUUGCUUGAUAUACUGUAACUGUCAUCUCGCCUUUACAGCCUUAGCCUUAGCAAUGUUAGCUUUGUACUUCUGGCGAUUGCAUUUACACUGAACAAAACAUGUAAGUAUCAUAAACAUGUGUUUGCCACAGAGCUUAUUUUCAGCAAUAAUCUGAAACCCAAUGGUAAAAAUCCAUUGGCUUUUCGUCGAGGGAACCCAGGGGUAUGCUAACUUCCUGGUUGGCCUACAAAAAUACAUCAUUCCUGGAACACUCUACUGCGGAAUCGCUGUGUGAAAGGGGCUCUUGUGAGCAUGUUAGCAUGCUGAUGUUAGAAUUCAGCUCCAAGUAUUGCCGUACCUAAUUACAGCCUCACAGAGCCGAAAGCUGUAGACUUCUUGUUUUGUUACGUAUCUAGGAUGCUGAUACAAUAUUUGCAUUUUGACUACAAUAUUUUGCACAGCAUUGAAUGGACUCAAUGCCAAUUUUUUGUAUGUAUCACUUCAUUAAAUUACAAUGCAUUUUGUACGGACA